Molecule: messenger RNA, 2725 nt
Organism: Physcomitrium patens
Lineage: Eukaryota; Viridiplantae; Streptophyta; Bryopsida; Funariales; Funariaceae
Product: aldehyde oxidase GLOX
Source: RefSeq, a predicted model, not a curated record
UGCCUUACCACCGAUCCUGCUGGCUGGGAGGAUUGCAACGUGCAUUUCGCAUUCAGCACAGCAGCACUACUACUUCUCUCCAUUCGACCUGCCUUACAUCACCACUCGGCCAGCUUUGCGGGGCAGGAAGGCCUCCCAAUGCUGAAGAACUGGCAGCACAUGUGUCAUAUUUCACGCACCAAGGAUUCUCAUGUAUAACGCUACCGUCAUUGGGUUUUAAGUUCUCUUCACAGAGUCGCGAUCGAAGUUGUUACCGUCUUAUUCUGCCUCGUCUUGAUUGAUGCUUGGUUAGAGAUACUGACGGUCUUGCAUGCUUUGUUCAGCAUUGGUGUGUAGUGGUUGAGAAAAUAGUUGAAUUGGAUUAAUAUCGCGUUUCAGUCUUGAAUUCAAAGCUUUUUCCAGGUGAGACGUUGACAAUGGGGUUGUCAAAAACCACUCUCGUGGUUUUGGUGACGCUGCAAUGCCUGUUGUCAUGCGCAUACCUUGUGGCGGCCCAGGGCAGUUGGGCUCUGUUGAACAAAAAUGCGGGUAUAUCGUCAAUGCAUACUGCGGUUACGCACAUGAACACAGUCAUCAUGCUUGAUCGUACCAACAUUGGGCCCUCCGCAAUCAAGCUCCCCAACGGUCGCUGCCGUCAACAGGCUGCGGAGCGCAUCUCCAAGACUGACUGCUAUGCCCACUCCGUGAUGUUCAACCCAGCGAACAACCAGGUCCGCCCGUUGUAUGUGUACACGGAUACGUGGUGCUCAUCAGGGCAGUUCUUCGACAAUGGGAGAAUGGUGCAGACUGGGGGUGACUUCGAAGGCAACAGGAAAAUCAGGACUCUGCAACCAUGCGGCGCUGGAGGUAAUUGUGACUGGGUUGAACUCGGAGAGAACCUCGCAACCGGCCGCUGGUAUGCCUCCAACCAGCUUUUGCCUUCUGGUAUUCGGCAGAUCAUUGUCGGAGGACGCAAUACGCCUUCGUACGAGUUCUACCCCAAGAGGAAAGCCGGAGAAGGCUUUUUCAACUUGGGUAUGCUGGGAGGAUAUAACAAUCUUUAUCCUUUUGUGUAUCUGUUGCCGAACGGAGAUCUUUUCAUUUUCGCGGUCAGAAACUCCGUGCAACUGAACUGGAACUCGGGCAAGGUGGUGAGGGGAUAUCCUCAGAUUCCUGGAAACCCCCGUAACUACCCUUCUGCUGGAUCUGCUGCCAUGCUUCCCUUGACAUGGCAGACAAACUUCGGGUUCGCGGAGAUUAUGGUGUGUGGAGGCGCAGCCACUGGUGCCUCGAACUCUGGAAAUGCGAACGCACCCGCGUCGGACAGCUGCGGGAGAAUUGUGGCCACCGCUGGGAAGCCCAACUGGGCUAUGCAGAACAUGCCAAUUCGGCGUGUUAUGGGCGACAUGAUCAUUCUGCCGACCGGCGAUAUUUUGAUCAUCAACGGUGCCCAGAACGGAUAUCAAGGAUGGGGGAAGGCCAACAACCCAGCCUUGAAUCCCGUGAACUACAACCCCACGAAAAAGCAGUUCCAGGUGUAUGCGAAGACAAACAUUCCCCGCUUGUACCAUUCCACUGCAAACUUGCUGGCUGACGGAAGAGUGCUCCUGGCUGGAAGCAACACCCACCAGUUCUACACGUACAAUGGACAAUAUCCGACUGAGCUGCGAGUGGAGGCGUUCUCUCCUCCAUACUUGGGUGCAGGAUUCAACGGUGUGAGGCCUGCCAUCCAAGCGUAUCCCAAGCAGAUUAAGUACAAACAGGUGUUCGUCAUGACCUUCACUGUGGGCAGAAGAGCGGGCGGAGUGGAGGUGAACAUGAACAGCGCUCCCUACGUGACGCACUCCUUCGCGCAGGGUCAAAGGCAGAUGAAGCUGAAGACGUCAGUGCCUGCAAAGGCUGGCAAUGCCUGGUCGGUGCAGGUGACUGCAGUCCCCGGAAACACCAUCGCCCCUCCCGCAUACUACCUCCUGUUCGUGGUCCAGAACGGCAUUCCCUCCAAGGGUGUGUGGGUGAAGCAGAACAACUAACUGCGCCUUCAUGACGACUGCCGCAGUGUAGUUAAAGCUCGGUGUAGAAUAUUGAACUGGUGAAUAAAUGGAUUGAAGUUUUAUUCCUCUGUGUCAGCCCUUCCAGGACUUGUAGUGUUAUUGUAGGUUGCAUUGUCGCGACGCAUUCGCCUAGGUAGAGUUGAGCGUCUGCUGGUGGCUUGUGGAGUUUUGGAUUUUGUUCAGUAGAUCAAUGCGAGGACAGUGGGGAUCUUUGUAAAUUGAGCACGGAUGUGGUACAUGGGGCGGUCAGAAGUCCAAGAAUAAUUGGUUAUUGUGUUCAAAGACAAUAAAAAGGUGGGCCGUAGCGUUGUUCUGCUGGCACCGCAUUAGAUACCUGAAUAAAGCUGGGCUGUACCGACGAGGUGAGGUUGAAGUCCAGCACGAGGUGAGGUUGAGGUCUAGCACGAGGUGAGAUUGAAGGUCGUCAUCGACUACGAAGUCCAAAAGGUCUGGGCUAGGGGGUUUCUUACACAGCGAAGCUGUCUAUGGACCAGGUUGAAUAAUUUAGAUACCGCAGCCGCAUGAACAAUGUGCGUGAGUGGCGGUGAUCGUCUUUUUUUCCUUUCCAAGGACUCCUGGAGUCAACCAGGGACUGGGCCUUGGAAGACGAUAAGGGCCCAAUGGGGCCAUGUAUUCUUCGCACACACAAUUUAUUAACUCUGCUGCAGAACACACUCUGCUUCUGUUUUCAUUUC